AUGUCUAAUUAAGGUACUUAAACAGAUGUUAUAAUUAUUGGCGCUGGUCUUUCAGGUCUGCUUGCUUUGAAGAAAAUAGUAGAAGAAGAUAAGACUAAAAAAGUUGAAUUAUACGAAGCUCUUGAUAGAGUAGGUGGGAGAGUUUACACUUAUGAGAAGUAGGGAUACAAAUUGGAUAAGGGAGCUUCUUGGAUUGGACCUACUUAAACUAGGAUGUAUGAUUUAGUGAAAGAAUACAAUUUAAAAACAACAGAGUAAUUCGAUGUUGGAAAUAAUAUAAUUUAUUUCAAAGGUUAAGACAAUUACUCAGAAUAUCUUUUUAUUCUGCUUGUGAUUGCUAAUCUGUACUCUCUUUUUACUUAAACUUGGUUUAUGGUUUCUAACAUACUAAUUGGAAGUAUAGCAUUGUAUAUUGUCUAUUUCAAGUUCCUUUGUGAUAAGAAGCUUAGAAUGAUAAAAAAAACUUACAAAGGAACCAUUCCUAGCAUAUCUUUGUAUAAUCUACUUUAGUUUGGUAUUUCAUAAUUCAAACUUGAUUAUCAUGCAAAGAAAAUCAAUUUAGAGGAUCCACACUCUUCUCCAAAUGCUAAAUAGUUUGACAGAAUGACUCUAAGAGAGUGGGCAAUGAGAGAGUUCAAGGGUGAAGAUAAUCCUGCAUAUAAAACAUUUCUUUGUGCCACUGAUACUAUUUUUGGAGUAGAUCUUAUGGAUCUUUCUGUGCUUCACACUUUAUUUUACAUAAAGACUGCUGGAAAUCUUGAUUUGCUUAUGAAUACAAGAGGAGGUGCUUAGUAAGAUAGAAUUGUUGGUGGUUCCUCCUAGGUUCCCUUAGCAGUACAAAAGUAGCUUAACUAAUAUAUUCACUUGUCUUCUCCUGUAACUAAAAUUGACAACAGUAAUCCAGAAAACAUAAUAGUAACUUUCGAAAAAGGAAAUACAAGAACAUGCAAAAGAGUUAUCAUAGCUGUUCCUCCUCAAGCUAUUUCGAAGACAAUUUAAAUCACAAACAUUCCUUAAGAAAAGGUGAAAAUGAUGAAAGCAAUGCAACAUGGCUAGCUAAUAAAAAUCUUUUGUGUUUUUAAAACACCUUUCUGGAGAGAUCAAGGUAAGACUGGUGCAGUUCUUUCUCCUGAAAUAUAGCCAAAUUUAAUUUAUGACGUAUCUAAUGAAUAAAAUGGCAUAUUACUUUCUUUCCUCAUUUAUCCUCAUUAGAAAGGAUACAGAGAUCUAUCUGAAGAUUUGAGAUAAGAAUUUAUUCUAUAUCACUUAGGCUAGUUCUUUGGUGAAAAAGAGAUAAGAGAAAACUUCCUUCUAUUUAGUGAUGACAAUUUCACUGAUGAAAAAUAUUAGCAAGGAUGUCCAGUAGGAGUUUUUGGAGUUGAUGGAUGGAAGUUGCAUGGUAAAUUUUGGAAGCAACCCAUCAAUAACAUUUUUUGGGCAGCCACUGAAACAUCAACUGUAUGGAAUGGUUACAUGGAAGGAGCAGUAAGAGCAGGAGAAAGAGCUGCAUAAGAAGUCUUAAAAUCUUUCUGA
Messenger RNA from Tetrahymena thermophila SB210, 1533 nucleotides. RefSeq names its product flavin containing amine oxidase. The record is from RefSeq and is a predicted model, not a curated record. The transcript has a single exon. Lineage: Eukaryota; Ciliophora; Oligohymenophorea; Hymenostomatida; Tetrahymenidae. Gene Ontology annotation, molecular function: oxidoreductase activity.